Molecule: messenger RNA, 5374 nt
Organism: Fopius arisanus
Lineage: Eukaryota; Metazoa; Arthropoda; Insecta; Hymenoptera; Braconidae
Exons: 4
Coding region: 850-1383 (177 amino acids)
Source: RefSeq, a predicted model, not a curated record
ACCUAUCCAAAUUCAAUAAAUAUUUUUCCCGAUGAACAAUUAAACUCCUAUUAUCACCGCCGAUCGAGACUCGACUGCAUAAAAAGUGGGAGACAUGGAGACAUGGGAGAAUGUUAACUACGUGGAGUGGAGGUAUCCAGGGAAGUAACCGACAUAUAACAAAUAUAAUUCACAGUCAAACUGAGUUUAAGGAUUCGACACUAGAUGUCUCAUGUUUAUAAAAAAAAAUUUGUACCGUCGAUUGAUCUUCACCGUUGCAAACCUUUUUUGAAGUGUUAAUAAAUACAAAACUUGAAGAGAAUUAACGAGAACGAUAAUAAAAAAGGGUCUAUCGCUUCUGUUGUACAUAUAAAUAUACAAAUAUCUGCAUGAAAUGGACGUCUUGUGGGUCCGUGCUAACAAUAAGCCCGCAACCUAAACGUUUUUUGAGAUAUACAUAUAUGGAGCAGGGAAGUAUGAUCGAGUUAACAUCUGAAUUUGAAAUUAAACGUGAAAAUUAGAUACAAAUAACGUCAAUUUACGGAUGCUUCAAAUAACUUCAAUAAUAAUCAUUGUAAUUCGCGAUUGUAAUUUACGUUUUUUAUUCUGUCACCUCUGAUAGCCAACGGAGCACAACAUUGAAUGGGAGAAUUAGGAAAAUGAACUCAUGUGACUUUAGUCAAAACCAUAAAACAAAGUAGCAUUUAAUAAUUAACUAUAUUAACGAAUACCAAACACUAAUAAUUGAGAUGUCAUCAACGGAAGGGAACUCAGCGCGGCAUAAUGUAAAAUACUUACCCAAUGCCAUAACAACUCUUAAUUAAUCGAUCAUAAUUUCGUCAACAAUCAAAUUAACAAGAACAAUAAAGAAUGAAGAAAGAAGUAAUGGAAGAGGAAUAUAACGUCAGUACUGUGCUAACAACAAUUUUCCAGAACCUGAAGCGGGUUACUACGGAGAUGAGUAAUACUGUUGACAACAAUGGAACAACCAUUCUAGAAUAUGCUGCUAUUUCAUAUCCUAUCGAUGAAACAACACAGGUAAAUAUGGUGAAGACCGUUGCCACAUCAUCACCCAUUAAUUCAACGAGAAUUUGUACGACUACAACCACUGAGGAGCCCUUUGAUGAGUUUGGUCCACCUGACGGGGUAGAGUACAUAUUUGUGCCACUUGGAGUGAUGAUAUUCGUGGUGAUACUCACUGCAGUGGUAUUAAUAAUAUCAAGACGACGAAAAAUGGAACGUCUAAGGCAUAGGCUUAUGCCCCUCUACAACUUUGAUCCAAGCGAAGAAGGUGAGGAUGAUUGGGAAACCGAGUUACUCGAUGAAGGACUCGGACGGACGCAAAGACGACAGGGCUAUCAGUCAAUGGAUAAUGAGGAGAAUGCUGAAUUGUUUAGUCACUGACGUAUGAUUCGUCGUGACUGCAGCGAUAGUAACGAUGAUAAUCCAAUGAAGAUUCCACAUCGUUUUUUAUCAGGGUCCAAGGGUGACGUACACAAUGGCAAUGAUGAAAGAGUGGAAUUGCAGUCGCUCGACGAAGAUGUGUGCUGACAGUGUUCUCGCACCACGAAAAUUUAGCUGAAUAUUGAAACCAUUUCCAUGGGGACAUGAUAGAAUCUAUAUUUUAUCGUUUACACUCGAUGGCAUUCCAUUCUGUAUAAUGGAAAUUAACUUCUUUUCUUCAAAGAUAAUGGAAGGUUAACAUCUUAAACUCUAUAUUUUUCGUGACAUUUAACAUCUUAUAUUUCCAAAGGAGUGGUUCAGUGUAACAUAUCGACUAUACGCAUCUUACGAUAAAAUAAUUGAAACAGCUAAUAAUCGUGCAAAAAUAUGAAAAAAGCCGACUACGCAUCAAUCAAAUCAAUCAUCCCAAUUGGAAUUAUUGAGAGGAUCUUCCUACCUAGGUGGCUUUUUGUAAUUGCUAUUUAACAUUCCGUUCGUACUGCUAAUUCUAGCUGAAAAUUCUACCAUUUAACCAAAAGCUCUUUUACAAGCAAUAUUUAGUGCUAGUAUUUUCGGUUUUAGUUCUUAAAAAAAAACCAAAAAAAAAUUUAUAAGCAAAUAAAGAAUUAUGUAGUGCUACUUUUCCGAAUAGAUUCUGAUUAAAUUUAAAUGUAUAGGUUGUCGUCGGUGCAUUUUUGGGGCUUUUUAGUCAUUCAAAAAAAUUUAUAUAAAUUAUGGUAUGGUAAUAGGAAGAUCUUUCAAAUAUUUUUCUAUAAAAUAUCUAUUUUUACUAAAUAUUUCUAUGCCAUCCGAUUACAUCGUGUUAGCUCUUUAAUUAUUAUUCAAAUUAAUUUCCUUCGAUACCUCAUGACCCUUAACUGAUCAUUUAUACAAAUAGCUAAUCUAACCUGCCCUAUGACAACUGAUGCCAAAGGCAAUAUGAGACUUUUACUCUGUGUAUUAUUUUAGUUCUUCAACAGAUAUUAAUUUAAAAAAUCCAUUUCUUAUAAUUCCCUAAAUUCCAGUAGAGCUGGUAUAGUAAAUGUGUCUAUGCUCAUUCUUCUUUCUACAGCCGUUACUUGUCAUCGGCUGUCUCGAUUUCAUGUUUUGAACAGUUCUAUGAGUCUAUCGAAAGUCAAAUAUGAUAAUAACAAUUAGUUAGUAGAAGUCUAUUUUAGCUCCACCAAAAGCUUGACUUAUUCAGACGAAUCAGUAAAUUUCUCUGAUUGACCUGGCACUGUGUUUCCGAACUGUUUACACAAUAAUAGUGGUUACAUCCUCGUCGUAGCUCCAGGCAAUGCCAAAAGCGCCAAGAGCGAUGCAAAAUAGGGGAUGGCAAAAAAAUUAUUCUCCCAAUCAAUUCAGAUUGGUGAUCAGACGAAAAACCAUAAAUCCCAACAAAUAGCAUCGAAAUGAAUGGUGAAGUUACACUAGACAUUUACCAAUUAGUUUAAUUAAUAAUAAAUGCGACCAGAUAAAAACAUAUUGAUAUCAAUCGUGUCAACUUCAGAACAACUGUCAAGGUGGAACGUUGAAUGUUUAACAGAGGUAUGCCUUAACACUUUAAUGGCAGAUUUUCAUUCUAAUUUAUCGGAGAUGAACGUUCAAAAUGAAAUUGAUCAUUAUCUAGCUAUUUCAUAUGAUGACUAUUGUAGAAUAGUAAUACGGUGAAGGAGUGAACGAGCAAAGAGACAUGAAACAUGUAAAAGAAACAUCACAAAUGGCCAUUACAUGACCAUGAGGACAUGGACAUAUUAUCCUUAAUAACUUCAAUUAGUAAUGAUCUAUUAUGGAAUAGUGAUUGUCGUAAAUAAUUAUCUUAAAUUUCUAUUCAGAAAGAUACAGAUUCUUAUAUUAAAUAUAAAUCACAACGUCGUACGCAUUUUAUGCGAGAUUCUCCAGAAACUUUAUAUUCACCUGAACUAGUUGGGCAUAGAGGAGCAUUUACUUUACUAAUUUAUCAAGAUAUUAAUUUUUUAUAACAUGUGUCAAAAAGAUUAAGUAUGUUUCAUAUCCACAUACAGUCAAAAUUCACGUUUUUUCAAUUUUUGGACAAAUUAUCAGUGAGAUUGAUGUGAGAAAAUAUAACGUUCUUGCGUUUUGUCAUUAGUUGAUGACUCACGUAUUGUCUCUACAGUUUUGUAAUUCUUUUUACAAGUUAAUAAAAAAACGCAGAAAAAUGCUCGCACCCAAUCCCUGAAGAAAUGAAACACAGCAAAAAUUCACCCAUGUUAAUUUUCCUAUGGUCUAUUAAUUUGGGUGAGUUUUAAGACGGUUUGGAUGUGUGGGUUAUUUUGUCUUGAUCGAUUUCUUCUGCCCAGCGUUCGCACCACUUUGCUAUUUUGUGAAUCAUUAAAUAAUGACAAAAGAAAGAAAUGCUGUUUUUUCACGUCAAUCUCACAGGUUUGCCACAAAAAAAUAGAAAAACGUUAAUUUCCGUUGUAUAUGGAUGUAAGACACCCUUAAAUUUUCGAUACGAUUAAAUGUAUGAAAAUUUCGGGCGCGAUAUGGACGAAGUUCCGAAUUGAACGAUGCUUUCCCCACAACAAUCAUCUCAUGCACGACCUUACACGAACUUCUUCACUUUACACGGAGAUAAAUAUUCAAGAAAAAUUACGGAACAUUUCACGUAAUCUGCAAGCAAAGGAAUCAUCACAUAAAUUCUACGAUCUGUUCUGUAAAAAUUACUCAUCCACCCGACGCCUCACGACUAGCUAUGAGUCACCGUGAGGGGGGUAUUUUUACGGAAAAUUUCGUAAUUUUUCCGGAACAUUCGGUAAAAAUUCUUGGAUAUCCAGGAAUUUUUAUGUUCUGAGACAUAAUUGGUCUUGAAAUUCCGUUCGAUUUUAAAAUAUUCAGAAAAAUUAGGUGAUUUUUUCGUAUAUUUUCAGUGACAGAACCCGAAAAUUUACUGAAAGUUCUAGAUUUAUUCCCCGAAAACGAUUCUCGCUGGCGGAUUGCGUGAAAUGUUUCGUAAUUUUCCUGUAAUAUUUCUCUCCGUGUACGCAUUUGUCACACUAAAUCCUCCCUUUCCUCCCUCUACCACUCUCCGCUAAAUGAAUCAGAUAUUUGACAGGUGCAUUCGGAAAAGAGUCACUUGACACACAAGAUUGUAGGAUGUGAAAAUGUAAUCCGAAGUACAUUUUAAUCUAAUUUUAUUUUUGGCUCUUAAUUGCUGUCAAUGAAACACAAAUGUAGCAGAAAUAUUUUUUUCAAAAAAUUAAUAUAAGUUGGGAAGCACUCUUCCCAAUCGUUCCUCAUUGCUGUAGUCACCAAAGGUGAGUGCUAAACACUCUUGGAGCAAAAAAUACUUUUUUCCCAGUUAUCGCACGAUGUUUUGCAUCACUAUGCGUACGGAACAUACAAAGUGAAUUUUUGCGCCGGCACGCCUGAAGUGCCACUUCACACACAGCGUGACGAAUAUAUUAUAUUUAUUGUCGGAUACAUUUCUCGGAGAAGAUUGUUUAGUUUUGAAAUGGCGUGGAAAAAUAAUUGUUUUGUUAAAAAGUGAUUAAAAAGCAAAAAAAAAGUAUUAACAAAUGAUUAUUAUGAAUGCUAUUAUGUUGAAAGUUAUGGUGAAUUAUGGCGUAUAUAGUUGGACUUUAACCCUGUGAAAUCCGAAAUUAACAUGAAUACUAUGUUCUAAUCGUGUUUCACAUAGUCAGACUUGACAACCUUAUCACUGUGAUUAUCAUAAUUGAAAAAGUAAUAGAUAUAAAAAUUUUAACUGAGUAGAAUUUUAAGACUUAUCAUAAAUCAAAGCCUGGUAUGCGGCGUGAAAAAAAAAUGAGAUGUUUUAGAGAUAUUUGACAUUGUAUGUGAAACUAAUUCUCUUGGUAAUGUGUAGAAAACGGCUCAAGCAAUUGACAUUUCUCUUCAGUCUAUACCGUGACUAAAAUGUUAUUAAUUCUUCAGACGUUUUGUUUGCUUAAUAAAAACUAAUAUAAUAUUA